Messenger RNA from Spathaspora passalidarum NRRL Y-27907, 2176 nucleotides. Its product is annotated as tRNA splicing endonuclease subunit. Gene Ontology annotation, cellular component: tRNA-intron endonuclease complex. The record is from RefSeq and is a predicted model, not a curated record. Bases 49 to 1242 code for a protein of 397 amino acids. Lineage: Eukaryota; Fungi; Ascomycota; Pichiomycetes; Serinales; Debaryomycetaceae. The transcript has a single exon. Gene Ontology annotation, biological process: tRNA-type intron splice site recognition and cleavage.
CCCCUAAGCAUUGCACUUCAACAUCUUAUCAAUCAAGUUCAUACGUAAAUGUCACAGAUUGAUCUAAUCGAGCCGGAAGAUGAGCUUCCUGACUACUCUCAACUUCUGGUUCCCAAAAGAGGAGAAAAGGAAUUCCAGCCUGAUGGAACCACUAUCCAGCAAUCAGCACUACAAACAUCCCUAGAGGCAAUGUACUCGGCAUUAGACUCUUUGCGAAUGCAUCAUAUCAAGCAGAAACUUAUCGGGAUAUGGAGGACUGAAGAUAAUUGUUGUUAUAUACCUCAUCCACGAGGUGGUUAUUUCAAAGAUAUGGGUGUCCCCAGUGGUAAGAAAGGUGGAGUUGUGUUGAAUGCAAUCGAGUGCUUGUAUUUAGUAGAGCGUGGAAGUAUGGCUGUUUACUUGGGAGAUGGAAAUAAUCUGGAAGAGGAUAUAGAGAGUACGGGGCUUGCCCUUAAUCUACUGUAUUUGUAUGCUUUGGCCAAAGUUGAUUUAGCACAAUAUCAAAUAUAUUCAUAUUUAAAACGGUUAGGGUAUAUUAUUCAACCAUAUACCUCAAAAAUGGACCAUAUUCCAUUGUUCAAACCAAUAAAACAAACGAAGAUGAAACCAAAUUACUUGGUUGGGUUGGCUAGAAACUGGGGAAUACUAUCAUACCCAUCAUUUCACCCCAUGCAUUUCAAAACAAAACACUACUUUAACUACACAGACAUAUUCAAGUCUCUUUCGUUAAAUACUGAACUGAUCCCUAAAACAACAGGAAAUCUCAAAAUUACUUUCCGUGUCUGGAAACCAACGCCGUCCUUCUCCAAGAAAUCUCCACCCUCACCAGACUUUCAUGUGGUUGUACUUGACACCAGUACCGACACUAAAUUCCCCAGCUUUGCCGACGUGCAAGCAUUGCAUGAUGAAAUAAGUAGCACCAACAUAAAACCAAAGGAGCAAGUGAAACUGCCCCCCAAGAAAAAGUCUUCUAUGCCACCGUCGAAAAAGGAGCUUCGUGCAAAACGACAGGCAGAGCGUCAAUCAAAACUCGACCAAUCCAUACAAAAACGUAAUGCAUAUCUCAAUUCCCGUGAUCAGCAUUUAAAAAAUGGUCUGGUUACUGUGGUGAUUGCCAUUGUCAAUCAAGGUAUUAUCAAUUUUGUCAACUUGUCAAGAGGAAACUUCAAACUAAAGGAGUGUGAUAAUUUGGAUAAUGUAUUUCCAAACAAAACUCAUUCGAUCAUAUAUAAUGAAUUUUAAUGUAUUAUUGUACAUCUAUUUUGAAGUAUUUAUAGUAGCAAUACGCACUAUGUCUGUAUAGCUCAAGAACUAAACUUAGGGUGAUCAACAUCCUGUCAACUUAUUCUUAGGGAUUUUGUAGCCUCCUUUCUCAAACUUUGUGAUAUUGGCAUCGGAAUAUAUAUUCAAAUGUUGUUCAAUGUAAUCAAAUGUAGGAUACCCCGGUGGAUCACACCCAAUAUUGACCUGAUCUUCUGGCUGGUAUACCCGCACGUAGUCUAUCCGCAUUGUCAGCGGGAAAGUUAAAGCGGGCCAAUUAAUGUAAGCCCAAUUAUUGGAAAUACCCAAGUUCAUGACAAUACUUAGAGGUUCCUUUGGUAUGUGUCGCCAUCCGAUAUUUCCAUUAGGAUGUAAUGCCUUGGCAUAAAGUGUGUAUGUAGGGUCAUCACCUACAUACCAGGUAAUAUACCCAUUGGUAUCAUGGUUCAUUAAUUCAUAUCCAUAUUUUUGAUAAUUCCCUUCUCCUUGACCAUAUUCAUACCAUGUAGUAUUAAGCAUAGUCACCCCGGAAAUCGCCUCUUGGAAAGGGCCACCAGCAUACGUAUUCAUCAACGUAACUGAGGAAUUAUGUAUUUCAAUAAAGUCAUAAUCAGGCAUGUACCAUAUAUCAUAGGGGGCAACUUGUAAUGACUGACUUACUCGACCCACAUUGCCAUGGAUUUCUCCUUCGAGUGCAUCAACUUCUGGUGAGCCCCUCCCUACACCUGGAUUGGGAUGGGAUUCACCGGGACACGUACAUGAAUUCAACCGUUGUCCAGGAAGAUAACUAAUCCCAUCCAGUGAUGAUUGGUUAGGUGUUAUCCCUGCAUCACACGAACUGUAUGUAUAUGGCCAUACCCCCUCUGUAGUAGCUAAGAAUCCCGGUCUUCCUAAAUUUCCUAAACUCCACAUCCCG